This is a messenger RNA of Symbiodinium sp. CCMP2456, 1983 nucleotides long. The record is from the annotation of a GenBank genome assembly. NCBI's taxonomy places the organism in Eukaryota, Dinophyceae, Suessiales, Symbiodiniaceae.
AUGUUGCGCCUGGUUGGCUUCCUUUUGAUCGCCCUGGCAGCCGGGAUCCGGUCAAAGAGCGAAACGCCCUGGCCGUGGGAAGAGCAUUCCGCGAGCUCGGCCGAGGAGCUUCAGGAACUCCUGAGAACGGUGCUAAGGACCGCUGAGGCCACCAGAGAAGAGCCCGAUGCCACACAAGAGCGGACGCUUCGAGAGCGUAUCGCCAGCAUCAGAGAGGGCUGGCAGAGCGCCGGUGCAACCGCUUGCCACCAGCAGCUGGGGAGGCUAAUGAACACUCUCACCCUUGCAUGCGAGCGCUUGCAGCCGAAAGCCGACUGGCUUCUCGACUACUACCCGGCCCUUCCAAACAAGACGUGCGCUGACAGCGUCAGCGACAUCUUCGCGUUAGGAGACGAAUUGGUGGAAACCCUCCGUGUCUCCAGAGAUGCUGUAGCUUCCGCGGAUGUGGCCGGCGAAAGGCUCCGUCGAUAUCAAGCGCUCUCCUUUCUGAGGAGCUGGCUCGUGGACCUGACCAAAACAAAGCAGCAUGCGCUGCUUUGGGCUGGCUUCUGGGACGGCGACCCCGAGAAGCGCACGACGCAGGCAACGCUCUCCAACUUUGCCAAGGCCAUUGAGCACGCGACCGUGCACCCGAACAGCUUCUUGGGCCGAGCCAUUGAAGCGAGCGAGAACCUCGACGCCUGCUACAAGGACACCCAGACCAGUGCGCUUGCAGGGAACAUGUGGUCCAUCGCAAGCAUGAGCUUCGUGCUCGGGAUGCGGGAAAGGGCACAGGGAACCGUCAUCGCACUGGUCAACAAGCAGAUCACAGGUGAGCGUAACUUGUCGCAGUCCGUGCUGUCCACGCAUGAAAUCCCAACGGUGGGGCUCGCAGCCUGGGGCCUCGGGUUCUGGUCUCCGAAAGUGAUGGUUGUGGACCUCAUGGGCACCUGUGACCGGACCAGCCCAGCGUUGCAGAAGCGGCUCCUCGCCCGCCUGCCCUUUUGGGCCAAGUCCAUGACCGACUGGAGCCCGGAAGCCUUCGCGACGAGGUCGCGGCUCCGGUGGCAGUGCAUCGACUGCUCGGGCACUUGCCGCCUGGAUGAGGCUUUGGCAGAGCACGUGGAGAAGCUGGUCAAGGCCAAGGAGGUGCAGGACGAGAAGGACCAAGAGCUCCGCCAGGCCGCGGGCACACAAUGCGCAGCCAUGGCAACCACUGACCUCAUGCGAAACCGGGAGGAGGAGGCCCUCACCGACAAGCUAAUACACUCGAGUUACAGAUUGGCAAAUGGACUCGACCUCGACACGAGGUUUCUCAAGCUUUUCGAGCAGAGGCAAGACCUGAAAGAUGAGAAGAACUACCUGUUGGGGCUGGCUUUUGAUUGGAGUUGGAGAGGAUCACGUUCCAGUCCAGAGCAACUUCUUCACCAGAAUGCGGAUCCGAGCUCUCCGGACCGGCUGGGUCACACAGCCCUCAUGUGUGCUGCCCAUAAAGGCGACCUGAAGGUGGUCGAGGCGUUGCUGAGGGCUGGAGCCCAGCUGGAGGCCCGCAGUGACCUUGGCGAAACAGCCCUCACACUCGCUGCAAUCAGAGGCCACGUGGACGUAGUCAGGUCGUUGGUGCUGGACGGAGCAGAGCCGGAGGCCUGCAACGCAAAUUGCCUCAUCGCUGUUGCAGAGCAGGGCCGCCCAAACCUGGACGUGCUCAAGGCGUUGUCGAAGGCCGGAGCGCUGGAAGCCCGAGAUAAAAGAGGGCGCACAGCCCUCAUCUCUGCUGCGAGGCAGGGGAGCCAUGCGCAUGUGGUCCGUUUUCUGGUGCGGGCCGGAGCCCAGCUGGAGGCCCGCGAUCAGGGUGGCGACACAGCCCUCAUGGCCGCUGCACGCUUCAACGAGUUGGAGGUGGCCGAGGUCUUGAUCAAAGCCGGAGCCCAGACGGGCCCGGCUCUCACUGUCGCAACAGAAUAUGGCCACCGGAGGCUUGUGGAGGCGUUGCUGACGGCCUGA